AUGGAGGAUCCCUAUGCGGUGCUGAGUCGGAUCCUCGAGAGUCCGCUCAAGAGGCCCUUCCAGAUCACGGUCGAGAGCACGUACGCCAGUACGCUCACGGUGACGGCGGACGACGGUGGUUACAUGGUGGAACAUUCGAAUCGAGCCUUACCGGUUCGAAGGUGGCAGACGGUCCCCGAAACCGUGCGAGCGGUGGUCGACUCCAUGAGCGUAGGCCGCAUACGAAAGCUCACGCUCAAACCGAAGGGUAACAUCAGGACCACGUACGCCUUGUUCGAUGCAACGGGAGGUAAGACGCAUGAGGUGGCGAACAUCCUGGCCGGGCUGACGCCGAGGAACAUUCGAGCGAGAGACAGGGGUGCCGCCGCUGCACCGGUUCCCGUUCCGGCUCGGAGGGGUUUCAAGGCUCCGGACCCCGACGAGUCGCCGCCGUCGAUGCCUCCUUCCCGUCUCGCCCCCCCUAGAGGCGCGGUUCGGGCCGCCGCGCCGAGCGGUGCUGCUGUCGCCAGGGGGGUCUUCGGGCCUCCGAAUCCGUCGAGAGGUCCCUUUCGAGGUGCGGUUCAGCCCGUAGUCCCGAGGCGUGUGCCCGUCGUUCGUAGCGCCGCUCCGAUAGGUGUGCCGGCCGUGUUGCGUCCGGAAGACAACAUGCUCGUCGACGACAGGCGUAACGAAGUGAUAUCCUUCGAGGCCAGCGCGUCGGGUGCGAUCUUCGUGAAGAGACUAUUCGACAGGACUCGACGGACCUCUAAGGAGGUGGUGCUGAAGAUCUACCCACGGAGACGCGGUGGUAUGACGGCGGCGGACGCUUCCGGUGGGAGUACGGAGUACUUCUUGUAUGGGUACUGCAACAAGAUGUUGGACCUCGGCAUCACCGCCGGCAUCAUGCGGAUGGUGGAGGCUCCGCAUCUCUCGCAUCUCUCGACGAAUCAGCAGCUGGUGGGUAAGGAGCAGCAUGUCGUGCAGCUGGUGCGCAGAUACACCGCCAAAAAGGGGAUCCAGAAGGGGAUACGCCCCGAUGAAGUCCGGGGACGCGGCUCCUUCGCGACGGAGUACGUCGACGGCAUGCUGUUGGCGGAUUUGUUCACGAGAGACUCACUGACUGAGCCACAGCUCUGGUGCGUGUUCAUAGACGUGCUGUACACCAUCGAGUGCUUGGUCCGGGUGGGAAUCCUGCACUUGGAUUUGCAUUUGAAUAAUGUUAUGCUGGUGGCGACCUCGGAUAUCGGGCACAAAUCCUACGAAUACACAGACAGGACGGGGAGGAAGACCGUCUUCUAUCUACCGUCUUUCGGUUAUGACGUCAAGGUGUACGACUUCGAUCGAGGCGUGAAGCACGAACCCCGCCCGUUCGGUGCUUCCGUUCGUGCGGAAUUCAAAGGUGUGGUCGCGAACGGAUUACUGACCGAAGAUGCGUACGACCGUCAAGUCCGUUGGCCCUAUACGAACCCCGACAACCCGAAUCGCUACGAUGUGGACGCUUUCAAGUUCGCCAAUACACUCACCGCAGCACUCUCGACGAAGCCAUAUAGCGCCCCCGGCUUGCUGCGUUUUUUGAACACCGCUUAUAAAAGUCCGUUCGUCGCUGGGUUCAGACAGAACACGGAUGCCGACGGAUUCGGUUUCCCCAGCGUCGUCAUAACCGACACGUAUCCCACUUCCGACCAGCUCUUCGACGGGAUCUUCAAAACGAAACCGGACCUGCUCAGGCCCGUCCCCGGAGCGUCCCGCAGCGUGUCGAUGCAGAGUCUAUACACGGAUAUCGGGACGAUCGAGGCGACCCGGCAGGAGGCCCAGAGGAGGGCUCAGGAAGAGACGAAGGCGGAGGAGGCCCAGAGGAGGGCUCAGGAAGCGGCGAAGGCGGAGGCGGCCCGGCAGGAAGCCAAGAUGAGGGCUCAGGAAGCGGCGAGGGCGGAGGCGGCUCGGCAGGAGGCCCAGACGAGGGCUCUCGAAGAGGCGAAGGCGGAGGCGGCCCGGCAGGAAGCCAAGAUGAGGGCUCAGGAAGCGGCGAGGGCGGAGGCGGCCCGGCAGGAGGCCCAGACGAGGGCUGAGGAAGAGGCGAAGGCCGAGGAUGCCCGGCAGGAAGCCCAGAGGAGGGUCGAGGAAGAGGGAGAGGGUGCGGAAGAUGACACCCAGAGGCCAGACACGACGGCAGCAGAGAAGGCUGCUGCGAUGCGAGACGCGGCGAGACGGGAAGUGGAUGAGUUAUGGGCGCAGGCGGAGCUCAAGAGGGCAAAAUCGAAACAGACGACCGGCCGUGUGGCGGAACCCGUUCGCGAGGAGGCGACGACGGUGAGACCGAUUCCACUCCAGUCGCACGAGGAUGUGGCCCGGGGUAAAGCCCUGGAGAUCGAGAGGUGGUUGAAAGAGGAGUAUGGGAAGAACCUGGAGAGAGGCGUCGAGAGCGCGUCGGCGUUUCUGAUAUCGGAUGCGGAAAGAAGAGCUUCUGCGAAGCGAGUAGAGAUCGGAAGGAAGGGUGAGCGCAGAGUCGGAUUCUCUCCCAUCGAUGACGUCCGUACGUUGCCACCGAAGAGUCCUCUAGAAGGGUCGGAACAAGGCGACCGGGGGGACGGCGAUCCCGAUGGUGGAGAAGGACGAACCGAGGAGGGACCACUCGGUCGAGGGCUGGAUGCUCUCAAAAGAGAGGUCAUGGAACGCCUCGCAGCACUGAAGCGGUCGUUCGAGGAAACCUCGUGGGAUGAGCGGGAGACGUCUCUGCCAGAGCGGCCUGAUACGGGAAACUCGGAGGCGAGCGGACGGGCAUGGAUCGUCGAAGAAGCGAAACGACGUCUCGAGGCGAUCGGGGAUCGGCGGCCGGCGGAGAUGCGAUUGAUAUCGAAGAGCCUCGAGAGGGUCUCUCGGGGUCACGAGGGGGUGAGAUCGAGCGUGGUCGCUACGGGCCCCGGCAACGAACGGGGCGCCGUCUUUCGCACCGAUGGUGACAUCGAGAGCGCGGCCGUGAGAUUCGUGAAGGAACAGGACGGACACGUUUUCGUCCUGUGCGAUCAGGGAGAUCUCGACAGCCUCCGCUCCUAUCCGGGCUGCACCAUCGUGUCCGGGAUCGAUGGACUCCCUCCGUGGGUUUGGACCCAUGGGAACAUUCUCUUCGUCGGCUCGAAUCGAGCAUUCGAUGCGGUCCUCCGACGCUUGCGUGAGAUCCCCGGAGUUGAACGCGCGAAGGUCAGCAUCAUCUUGGGCUCUGAAGAGGCACGAUCGAUGUCACCGGAGGACGCGGAGCGGCUGUAUGAUCUGAGCGCGGGCGGUCGCCGGUCGGAAAAUAUUGGCACGCGCGACGUAGAUUCCAAGACGCUGACCGAGUUCUGGGAAGCAUUGACCAAGGUCGUAGACGCAGCCAGCACUCGGCUGAGGACCGUGGGCGGACUCUCCCGGGAGCUUCAAAAGAUGAAGGUCAGACUUCAUCGGGACGCGAGCGUGCGCGGGAAGCAAGUCGUCUUGGACGACCUCUUUAAGAAUUUCGUCGCCCUCAAGUCGGCGGUGUGUGCGACGACCGACCCACUGAUCUUCGUGCGAGACGCCGAUGGGAACGUCACUGCGCAGAGCUGGAAGCCCGACGCGCGCCGUGCUCGUCCCUCUCCACGAGAGGUAUCCGUUAUUCAUCCGAACAUCUGGAAAGACUACCGCGAGUACGAGAAGCCCGGGCCGACCCCACCGGUGGACCCUGGCCGCGUCCCGGAAGAUGACGAAGGGGCCAUGGAAGACGAGGUGCCGCUCCGUCGCCCCCCGCGAAAGCGACGGGGCGAUACGUCCCCCGGCCCCAGCGAGGGUCGGCACCCCGUUCCGGAGGAUAAGGACGAGGAGCCGGAGGAACCCGAGCCCACACGGCGAGCCACAAGAGGCGAUGCCGGGGAGGAGCUGGAGACGAACGACGAGAGUCGGACGGGCUCUCUGGAUUCCGCCGACGAGCCGAGCAGGGAAGGGAAUUACGAGCGGCUCGCGAGCGACGACGACGACUCUUCGGAGAGCGAAUCCGACGAAAAGCGCCCGAGGACGGUCGUCACGGGUCCUGGACGCGAACGGGGCGGGCUGAUUCGCUGUCUCGGAGACAUGGCCGCGGCCGCGAUCCUGUACGCAUCCGCUCAGCAGAACGUGGUCUUCUUCGUCACCGACAUCCCCGCCCGGGACUUCGAGGCUUUCGAUCACUCCGACUGCGUGUUUCGAGUGAUCUCUCCCGGCAAGGCCGCUACCGAGUUGCCGGACUGGGCAUGGGUGUCCGGGAACAUCCUCUUCACGGGGCCGAAGAGCAUGACCUACGCCGUCCGGAAGAAGCUUCUCGCGACGAAGCUGCUCUCACCGCCGUUGUAUCCCAAGGUGUCGUUCCUCCUCUGCGGGCCGGACGCGGAUGACCAAGGCCUGCGGGUGGACCUGAACGCGGUCAUCUGA
Molecule: messenger RNA, 4398 nt
Organism: Klebsormidium nitens
Lineage: Eukaryota; Viridiplantae; Streptophyta; Klebsormidiophyceae; Klebsormidiales; Klebsormidiaceae
Source: the annotation of a GenBank genome assembly